Molecule: messenger RNA, 3176 nt
Organism: Procambarus clarkii (red swamp crayfish)
Lineage: Eukaryota; Metazoa; Arthropoda; Malacostraca; Decapoda; Cambaridae
Source: RefSeq, a predicted model, not a curated record
AGGGAGGAGAGUGCUCGCUCCUCGUACCUAUAGUGCCUCCCACACACACACACACACACACACACACGCUCACCCACGCACUCAACUGCGUGAAAGUGCUGCUGUCACUGUGAACUGUGUUGAUGGGACUGUGUGUUGCCUCUUAGUGUGUACGUGGGUUUCGUAGUGGUUGUGGUAGAGGUGUUUUACCACAGCCCAGCGGGCUCCCCGCCGCUCUCAGACUGUUGUGACAGGAUCGAUGUCACUGUCAUUCAGUUAUCCCGACCAACACGAAUCCUUCGUGUGAAACAGAAGCUUAUCUUCCUUGUGUAUAUAAACUCCUACUAUACGUUUGAUGGAUUACAAAGCACCUGUAUCGAUUCGGAAUCCUCAUUCACGGGUACAGGAGGCUUGUUAUCGUCCCCCUAGAUAAGAUAAGAUAAAUACUGACAAUCUCUAGCCUGCUGCCCCCCCCAAUACAGUUGCAUUAAUUCACAAGACACAGAGAAAUUCACAAAAGACUAGGUGAACAGAGGAACCAGAUGAAAGGAAAAAAGUGUCCUGACACGGAAUCCUAACCUGAAAAUCAUUUGGUUGUGAGCCGACAACGCCGACCACUGCGCUACAGGAUGCCCGCAUAUGAGGUCUUGAAGUGACCUGCCCUGGUGUCUUGAAGUGACUUGCUGUGUCACUAAGGUACCAUUCCCCUGAAGUGACUGGCAGUACUGACCUGAUAUAGCCUGAGUCCGUCUGCUGACGUGAGGCUGUAAGGUGUAUUGACCUGAAAGAGGCAACAGAGGAGCCUGAGUCCGUCUGCUGACGUGAGGCUGUAAGGUGUAUUGACCUGAGAGAGGCAAUAGAGGAGCGAGGAUGAUGUCGAGACUGCUGAAAUUGUUGUCCUGGAUGGGGCUGUGGUCAGCACCUCUGGUGGUGCUCAAUGCCAACGCCCCACCGACGGAACUCACACCAACACCCACCCAGAUGGUCGAAAUGACCUCCAAGUUCAUGAACAUUCUGUUAGACAACUUCGUCACUGAGGAGGGCAAGAAGGUGUCAUACCUGGCGCUGGAACACAGCUCCCUCUAUACCACCAACUUCCAGGAGUUCGGAUCCCUGCUCAAGAGAGUCGACCCCCUCGCCAUGAACGCCACUGAACGCAAGUCCUUCUUCAUCAACCUGUACAACCUGCUGACCAUCCACGCCCUGGUGUCCAUGACCAGCCUUCCCACCAGCACUGUCAGCGUCACAGACUUCUGGAGGAGGUACGCCUACCAGGUGGGCCCCUUUACCCUGCACCUCGACGACCUGGAGCACGGCGUCCUCAGAGGUAAUCGGCCACAUCCAACCACCAACACUGUCUUCUUCAAGGAUGGCGACCCGCGCCUCGCUCUCUCUGUCCCGGCUGACCAUCGCAUUCAUGCUGCCCUCAACUGUGGCGCCCUGGGAUGCUCACCGCUAGCCUCAUACAGCCCUGGGGACCAGGAGCUGGAGCAGGACCUGGAUGACGCCAUGCAGCGCCUCUGUAACACCUCCGUCACCCGCGUCAACCACAACUCCAUCGUCAUCAACUCUAUAUUUCAGUGGUUCAGUUCCGACUUUGCUGACACAGAGAAGCUCACUCUUAGGUUCCUUGCGGACUGCAUCCAGGACUCAGCGAUGAAGGCGCUAGUGUCGAGGGCAGCGGCGGGAGAGGUCGCCUACACUUACCACUACGACUGGACCCUCAAUGCCGUGUCCGGUGCUGGGGGCGCGCCGCUCAAGCUGGUGGUGUACUUCGAGUCCCUCUGUCCCGACUCUGUUCGGUUCUUCAAGCGGCAGCUCUACCCGACCUGGCGCGACCUCAAGGAUAUCAUCCACCUCGAGUUUGUUCCAUUCGGCAAGGCCAGGGCCACACCAACUGGAACUGGGGACUACGAGUUCGAGUGCCAGCAUGGCCCUGACGAGUGCCACGGGAACAAGGUGAUGGCCUGUGCUCAGGACUCCCUCCCCAUCGAUACACAAGUGGAGUUCUUCAACUGUAUGAUGAGCAAGUCGUACCCCGCCACCACAGGGCAGGAGUGCAGCAAAACUGUGGGCAUUGAGUGGGCCCCAAUUAGGGAGUGUUCCGAGAGUGAGGUUGGGUCUACUCUGCUCUACAAGAAUGGCAUUCGGACAGCGGAGCUGGAGCCGCCUGUACGUUUCAUCCCAACAAUUACUAUCGAUGGGCACUACAAUAACCACCAGUUGCGGAGCUCGCUCAAGGACCUGAAGAGUCAGGUCUGCAACAUGUUCCAGGGGCCUCCACACCACAACUGCUCCGGAAAUUAAAUAACACGAAACUUUAGAUAAACUUUAAUCAUUUGUAUUAUGAUAUAUUAACUCCUUUUCGAUUAGUUAUUUACAAUUCAUUCUUGUUUCCUAGAAUGCUAACUAAAAAAUGCAAUAUUGCAUAUGCAAUGUUGUUAAUAUUUCAGAUACUUUAAGAAUUACUCUUCUUAUAAGUAUGAUUAUGGAAUGUUAUUUUACACAAAUUACUCGCCCCCUUCCUCCUAAGGUUUCCUAAUGUAAAAAAAAAAAAAAAACGGUCAGUUUAAGGUGUCCUCUCCUAACCUACCAGAGGACCCAAAGCGGAAAACGGAACAUCACGUCACUUUCGCGAACCGCUUCCAUUUUCUAGUAUGACCAUUUUUGGCCUUAUAUAACGCAUACGACCGAAAAGCGACGUUCUUUGAAGGAAGACAGGUUGAAUUACUAAGUCUUAAAACCUUUAACAUCACUAAAUAUUGUCAUCAGUUUUGUAUUUCUUUGUUAAUCAUCAAUUACAGGUAGUAUAUAAUCAGUAUAUUGUAUACAGUAAUUUACAUAUUGUAUACUGUAGUCUACAUAAUGUAUACAAUAGUCUACAUAAUGUAUUUAAUGUGUAAUUGUAAAAUUGAGCAUAUUUGGAAGUUUAAUUAUUUAGGUGGUCGAUUCCAACGAAACUAAUAGGAAUUAAAACAAAUAAAUUUUUGUGUAUAAUGAACAUAGAGUACUAUGAUAUAUUUUAUAUCAUAGUGAAGCUCGUGAUUGAACUGUAUACAUCGUAUUAUGGCAUUUAAAAUAUUUUAUUUAUUAACAUUUACAAUGAAUUUUAACUAACAGCAUGUCAAGUUUUAUAUUAAAUAAUCUAAGCAAAUAAUUGUGUUAUACUUUGAAAGGUUAUUAAACGUGAUUUUUUA